This is a messenger RNA of Linum trigynum, 2589 nucleotides long. The record is from the annotation of a GenBank genome assembly. Lineage: Eukaryota; Viridiplantae; Streptophyta; Magnoliopsida; Malpighiales; Linaceae.
CAGCCUUGUGUAAACGGCAGAGGAGACGCUUUUUAAGCUUUUUUACUGUGUUACGUACCUUGUUAGCUACUCCAUCUUUACUAGUGUCGUUCAGGACGCGGCAUGUCUCUGAUCUUCUUGUCUUUGUUUCUAGCAAUCAGCCAACCCUUUGAUUGUAGAGUGAAACCUGAAGACAAUAAUAAUAACAGAUAAAAACCAAAUACAAAAAAGUAGUCUUUUUUUUCUUGCCUUUUCAAUGUCUGGUUUGCAUGGCUGCCAUUUUUUUCCACUUGGCAGAAGAAACAUAAAGAAGGCUACUUAAGUUGUUUGGAGGUGCCAAAAAGAGGAAGAGGGUAAUUGAGGAUACAGAAUAAUCAUGGCUUUGUUUCGCAAACCAACCAUGCAAGUAGCAGCUCUUGGUGGCUUCAUUCUUGCUGCAGCUUCAGUCCUUGUUUUGGCAGAUUCAAGUUGCAGAAAUGGAACUGAUAAAGUUGAGGACUUUCACCAUCUGAGAAGGUCACUGGGCUUCAUUUCUGGAAAGGGCAGAGUUGGGUAUCAGCAUGUCUGGCCGGGUAUGGAAUUUGGAUGGAGGAUUGUGGUAGGCACCGUAAUUGGAUUCAUUGGAGCAGCUUGUGGGAGUGUAGGAGGUGUUGGUGGAGGCGGCAUUUUUGUUCCCAUGCUCACUCUUAUCAUUGGUUUUGAUCCCAAGUCAUCAACAGCGAUCUCCAAAUGUAUGAUCACAGGAGCAGCAGCUGCAACAGUUUACUACAAUUUGAAGAUGAGGCAUCCCACUCUUGAACUACCCGUCAUAGACUAUGACCUUGCACUCAUGUUUCAGCCUAUGUUGAUGCUUGGAAUCAGCAUUGGGGUGGCUCUGAAUGUUCUUUUUGCUGACUGGAUGAUCACCAUUCUACUGAUUUUCUUCUUCCUUGUUACAUCAACCAAGUCGUUCUUAAAAGGCGUGGAGACGUGGAAGAAGGAAACCAAAUCAAAGAAGGAGGCUGCCAGAAGCUUGGAAGUCAAUGAAGAAGCUCUCACUGAGGCAGCUCAACCAGGAACCAAAGAGCCAAAGAAAGAGGUCACGAUUCUCGAGAAUGUUUAUUGGAAAAAACUCGGACUUCUUGUUGCUGUGUGGUUGAUUAUACUAGUCCUGCAAAUUGGCAAGAACUAUACAUCAAACUGCUCUUUGGCAUACUGGCUACUGAACUUCUUUCAGAUUCCUGUGGCUGUUGCUGUGAGUUCAUAUGAAGCCAUUGGCCUAUACAAAGGGCGGAGAAAGAUUGCUUCCAGGGGAGAAGUAAGUUCAAACUUGAGAGUGCAUCAACUGCUUUUCUACUGUUUCCUCGGCCUACUGGCCGGUAUAGUUGGUGGAAUGCUGGGGCUUGGUGGUGGGUUCAUCUUAGGCCCUCUAUUUCUGGAGUUGGGAGUUCCUCCACAGGUUGCAAGUGCCACUUCCACCUUUGCCAUGACAUUCUCAGCGUCAAUGUCCGUUGUGGAGUACUACCUUCUGAAGCGCUUCCCGGUUCCUUAUGCUCUGUAUUUCUUUGGUGUGGCCACCAUAUCUGCCUUGGCAGGGCAACAUGUGAUUAGAAAGUUGAUCGCUUUACUAGGGAGAGCAUCUCUUAUCAUCUUCACUCUCUCCUUCACCAUCUUUGUUAGCGCAAUCUUGCUAGGUGGGAUUGGGAUAGUACACAUGAUCAAGAAGAUUGAGGGGAAAGAGUACAUGGGAUUUGAAGACAUUUGUUCGUAAAGCUAUUAGCAGACUAAUGUAAGGGUGCUAAUUUUGAAACCACCCUCUAUUGCCUGCCUGUCUCGUGUAUAGAAAGAAGAAAGAAUACUUCCUUUUAGGUCAUAAGGCAGACCCUCGCUGCAUUUGAGGUUCUGCAGUAACGUUAAAACCUGUAAACUGCCUUUGCGCCAUUACAAUGGUAGCAUACCGAUUGCUCAACCAGCCAACGCUGCUUCUGCUGCAGUGCUCUGUCAACCUGUGGCAGCCUCAGUCCUGGUUUGGUUUUCACAUCAUUGUCUACUCCUUUACUACCAUGGUAGUACAAACAGAUGGUGACACUGGAGUCUUCUCCCCUGCUCUUGCGGCUUACUCCGAUGCUGAUUGUGGAAGGGUAUGCUAUUUGCAUUGUCGCCAACCUGGUUUCUUGGGCUAGUAGUAAGCAGCAAGUUAUGAUUAUUUCUUGGUCUGAUUCCAUGUCUUGUUUAUCCCAAUCAUAGUUUCUUAAGGCGAGAAUGACACUGCCACUUAUUCUCAGACACUAGAAGCUAGAACUCGGAGAGACUACAAACGUACAAAAUAAAAGAAGUUAUAUAUAGCAGAGCAGGAGCACUCUCAUCCCCGUCAUGUUGCUCUCCUCGAUUUUGCUUUCAUUGCAAAAGGCCAUUUUGUGUAGAUGAUAAGCUUGAAUCUCACGAGUACUUUAGAAAUGGAAAAACUCUCGCCCCGCCUUGCAUUCGCCAUCACUUCCGUAAGCUCCAACGGAGUGGUGACAAUAUGGGUCCGUGAUUCAGCCAGCUGACUUAAUAACCUCGACGCGUUGGGGAGAGGUAAUGCUUGUAGGACACGAGUACCAGACAUAAGAAUUAAGAUCCCUCUUGAAA